AAAGGGUGAACGCCGCGAAUUUCACAUAAACCCUCACACACACUGACUGACUGACUAGAAGAUGCUUCUUUUGAGGUUUGGAGCUCCGUCGACCACCGCCUUCCGUACAUCUCCGGCGACUCCUUUUCGCAGUCCGUUAACAUCUUCUCAGUUAUCUGAUUCUCAUAAUAUUACCAGUUUUUGCUUAUCACAGGGUAUUAGUUAUUCAACAAGAUUAAAUUGUUAUCGAAACAAGGCUAUGGCUGAAGCUGCUGAAACUAUGGCUACCUCUGUUGUCUCUCCUUCUCCUAGUAAGCAGGCAUUAAUUUCAUUGUCAGACAAGAGGGAUCUUGAUCUUUUGGCUACUGGACUUCAAGAAUUGGGAUACACAAUUGUGUCGACUGGGGGAACAGCAUCUGCGCUGGAGAAAGCUGGAAUUUCUGUAACAAAAGUAGAAGAGCUAACCAAGUUCCCUGAAAUGCUUGAUGGUCGUGUAAAAACUUUACAUCCUAAUGUACAUGGAGGUAUUCUUGCCAGAAGAGACCAAAGCCAUCAUAUGAAAGCUCUAGAAAAGCACAGUAUCGGUACAUUUGAACUGGUGGUAGUAAAUUUAUAUCCUUUCUAUGAAAAAGUUACUUCUACCAAUGGAAUUACAUUUGAUGAUGGAAUCGAGAACAUCGACAUUGGUGGCCCUACAAUGAUAAGAGCUGCAGCCAAGAAUCACAAGGAUGUCUUGGUGGUUGUUGAUUCGCAAGACUACCCUGUACUUCUAGAAUUCCUCAAAGGAAACAAGGAUGACCAACAAUUUAGAAAGAAGCUUGCUUGGAAAGCUUUCCAACACGUUGCUUCUUAUGAUUCUGCAGUUUCUGAAUGGUUAUGGAAGCAAACUGAAGGAGAUAAAUUCCCACCUAGCUUUACUGUGCCACUUUCUCUCAAAAGUUCACUUCGCUAUGGUGAAAAUCCUCAUCAGAAUGCUGCAUUUUACACCGACAGUAGCUUGUCUGAGGUCAAUGGUGGUGGUAUUGCAACAGCUAUUCAACACCAUGGGAAGGAAAUGUCAUAUAAUAAUUAUUUGGAUGCUGAUGCGGCUUGGAAUUGUGUUUGUGAGUUUGAAAACCCUACGUGUGUUGUUGUAAAGCACACGAACCCUUGUGGAGUGGCUUCACGUGAUGAUCUGAUUGAAGCAUAUAGGUUAGCUGUAAAAGCCGAUCCCGUAAGUGCAUUUGGUGGUAUAGUAGCCUUUAACAAAGAAAUUGAUGAGACUCUUGCUAGGGAUAUUAGAGAAUUUAGGAGCCCAACUGACGGAGAGACACGAAUGUUUUAUGAGAUUGUCGUUGCUCCUAGCUAUACUGAAAAGGGUUUAGAGAUUCUUCGUGGAAAGUCAAAGACUUUGAGGAUUCUUGAAGCAAAGAAAAACAGUAGAGGGAAACUUUCACUUAGGCAAGUAGGUGGAGGUUGGUUAGCUCAAGAUUCUGACGAUCUAACGCCUGAAGAAAUCAAAUUCGAUGUAGUUUCUAAAAGGGCACCAGAAAAGGAGGAGCUUGAUGAUGCAAAGUUUGCAUGGUUGUGUGUGAAACAUGUCAAGAGCAAUGCCAUUGUAAUCGCAAAGAACAACUGUAUGUUAGGCAUGGGAAGUGGGCAACCUAAUCGUGUGGAUAGCUUGAGAAUAGCUAUAAGGAAAGCAGGGGAUGAGGUCAAAGGAGCUGCUUUGGCUAGUGACGCUUUUUUCCCAUUCGCAUGGAAAGAUGCUGUGGAGGAAGCUUGUGAAAGCGGGAUCAGUGUUAUUGCUGAACCUGGGGGAAGCAUAAGAGACAGUGAUGCAAUUGAUUGCUGUAACAAAUAUAAUGUUUCGCUUGUGUUCACCGGGGUAAGGCACUUCAGACAUUGAGGAUCGGAAAGGUUUUGGUAUUUUUCUGUUUGUUCCGAAUUCCAUGUUAUGAUGAGCUUUGUGAAAUUUGUAUCGUUAAAAUAUCAAUUUUCUCGUGACUUUCUUUC
Molecule: messenger RNA, 1974 nt
Organism: Erigeron canadensis
Lineage: Eukaryota; Viridiplantae; Streptophyta; Magnoliopsida; Asterales; Asteraceae
Product: bifunctional purine biosynthesis protein PurH
Exons: 12
Coding region: 62-1867 (601 amino acids)
Biological process (GO): 'de novo' IMP biosynthetic process
Cellular component (GO): cytosol
Molecular function (GO): phosphoribosylaminoimidazolecarboxamide formyltransferase activity; IMP cyclohydrolase activity
Source: RefSeq, a predicted model, not a curated record